AACAGCCCGGUAGCAUAUCUGUCUCGUGGGACAUCGUUUCAACCAAACAUCGCCGUGCGUGUCAGCCAGCCAUGUCGCUCAUGCCUUGGUUCAGCGGUGGCCGGGGAGGGAUGGACCCCUUCUCCUCCGACCUCUGGGACCCCUUCGGCGCUUCCUGGCCCUUGGACGCCGGACGCCAAGGCGGCAGCCGCGACGGCUCGCACCAACGUCGACUGGCACCAACGUCGACCGCCGGUGGAUCUGGACGAGCGCGAGCGCCCCAUGGCUCUUUGGCGAGAGGGCGCGCCCGGCGCGCACCGGGAUCUGGUGGCCGCCGCGGCCGGAGUGGCCAGCGGCAAGCAUCACAAGAGUCGUCGCUGCGGCAACACCUGUGCACGCGGGCGGCACGUACACAGCGAACGUGUCAAGCCGAUGCUCCACGCGGCCAUGUAUGCAAGCGCUUUGGAGUGCUAUAAAACUGCCCAGGAGAAAGCGCUCUUGCCACCACAAACAGCCUGGUAGCAUAUCCGUCUCGUGGGACAUAGUGCCAACCAAACACCCACCGUGCGUGUCAGCCAUGUCGCUUAUGCCUUGGUUCGGCGGUGGCCGGGGAGGGAUGGACCCCUUCUCCUCCGACCUCUGGGACCCCUUCUCCUCCGACCUCUGGGACCCCUUCGGCGCUUCCUGGCCCUUGGACGCCGGCCGCCGAGGCGGCGAAGGCGGCAGCCGCGACGACGCCACCGCCAUGGCUCGCACCAACAUUGACUGGCACGAGAACGACAAGGAGCACAUCUUCUCCGCGGAGAUACCCGGGGUGAGGAAGGAGCACGUGAAGGUGGAGGUGGAGGACGGCAACGUGCUCAAGAUCAGCGGGGAGAAGACGCGGGAGGAGGAGCACAAGGGCGACGCGUGGAACCGCGUGGAGCGCAGCUUCGGGUCCUUCAUGCGCCGGUUCCGCCUGCCGGAGAACGCCAAGGCGGACGGCAUCCGGUGCACCAUGCAGGACGGCGUGCUCAGGGUCGUCGUGCCCAAGGACGAGCAAGCCCAGAAGCAGCGCAACGUCCGCUCCAUCGACAUCGCCUAAACGCUCCGCACCUACGCAUGCAGUCAACGGCUUCCCAGCGUGACAUGCCAUCUCCUCUAGUACCACUACACUAUGCAUGGCGGUGACAGUGUCUCUUAUUUUAUUGGCCUCUACUAGUAGUGGCUAAUCUGUAUCGUGUGUUCUAUUUUAGCUUGUCUGUACUUUAAGGCUUAGGCUAUUCUGUACGGUAGUUUAGAAGUGUGUACUAUGGGCCAUGUAGCUGCCAAACAUCCAUCGUAAACUGCAGUGCAGGACGAGAAAUUUGGAA
Messenger RNA from Triticum aestivum (bread wheat), 1331 nucleotides. Its product is annotated as 16.9 kDa class I heat shock protein 2. The record is from RefSeq and is a predicted model, not a curated record. NCBI's taxonomy places the organism in Eukaryota, Viridiplantae, Streptophyta, Magnoliopsida, Poales, Poaceae. The transcript is spliced from 2 exons. The coding region runs from base 431 to 1063 and encodes 210 amino acids.